Messenger RNA from Ectocarpus sp. CCAP 1310/34, 1218 nucleotides. The record is from the annotation of a GenBank genome assembly. Lineage: Eukaryota; Phaeophyceae; Ectocarpales; Ectocarpaceae.
AUGCUAUCCGUGGAGUAUCUUGGCUUCCUCUGGCUGAAGGUCGUGACGGUCAUCGACGACGAGGUCUUCGGCAGCCUGCUCGAGACCUUGGCUCUGCACGACGUGAUGUUCCUGUUCGACGACGACGGGAACCAGGGAAGGGUGGGAGAUCUUAUGGUGCCCGCCCGGCUGCCAGGAAGCGUCUCGGAGGCCUCCCUCGCUAUGCUGAAGCAAGCAGUGUCCCAGAGCACCCGGAUGCAGCUCGUGAUCACUGCCGACGCCGAGCACGUCCCGCCGGCGACUAUCCCGCUGUUCCUGGGCGGUUUCUGCUGCAGGGAAAACAUUGUGUUUUGCGCCUGCCGAACCAGGGGGCUGGCAUUCAUGAUGAGCGGCCAGGAAUGCCUGGACGUGUCUAAGGUUGGGUUCCGUGCGAAGGGCAGCAUGGAGCAACUCUUGGAGCAGUACUACCCGGGACUGCAGUUGGAUGCUUCGGCUGAUCCCACCGAAGGGGAAGGGAAGGAAGCGUGGCAGGACAGCCUGAAGGGCCUCCGAGGAACUGAAAGCCUGGGCCUCGACGAGGCCCUGGCCAACAGGCUCAGCAGACCGCGCGCUGGCAUGCAGCUGGACGAACUGGCGCCGACAAGUGGCGCGGGUAUCGGAGGGUUGAACCAGACGGAGAGGAAUGUUCUGACCAGCAUCGCGCAAAACGUGGCCUUCAUGAGGUGGCCGAUCCCCCGCCUAGUUUGGUUGCUCCUCGCCCCAGACAGCGGGGAACCAGCCCUGACGGCGGAACAAAGAUGCAAUCAGGCCAAGGGCAGGAGGCUGGUCACGCGGAAGCUUCGCCUGUUCUUCCGUUACUCGCACCACUACAGCCUCGCCGUUUGCGGGCCGGGGGGGGCAAGGGUAACAGAGCUGCUGAACUGGGCAAAGAAAGCAAAGUCAGCAGCCAAGGUCGGGCUGGCCGUAGCCUCGAUCGCCCUGAAGGUUUGCAUCGGCCUGGCAAUCCCUAGAAUGGAUUUGAACGCAGCCUUCGGAGCGUCAACGGGCGAUGUCGUGACCGGGGUAGUCGAGGAAGCAGCAACCUCGAGCAUCGAUUCCAUGACAAGUGCCGCGGGAGGCAGGAUCGAGAGCGGUGGGCAGACGGAAAGGCUCGAGCACGCUGGCGUGAACGCCGGCGCGAUGGAAAAGGUGCAGCUUCGGGCCGAGGCUCGCCGCUUUCUUGCAUCCGAGGCUGCUUGA